This is a messenger RNA of Paracoccidioides brasiliensis Pb18, 1557 nucleotides long. RefSeq lists its product as uncharacterized. The coding region runs from base 1 to 1557 and encodes 518 amino acids. The record is from RefSeq and is a predicted model, not a curated record. The transcript has 2 exons.
AUGAGCCAUCCUUACGACCAUCUCCCCGGCAUCCACGAUGGCAGCACCUACAAUCAGGAUUUGACCCGCCAACGUGCGGCAUCCAGCAGCAUCGGCAACCCCUCUGUCGUAAGGGCUCCCGCCACCAUUAAUAAUAGUAGUAAUGUUGUCCCAGUGAGUCGAGUCGAGACCCCCAGCCGUCCUGCAUUCUUCUCGAGAAACCGGUCGAUGUCCAGAUCCUCCAGCCAGCGCCAAAUGAUAAAACCCUUGAUCUCUCUCACUCCCUUGUCCAGCUCAACCUCCGCCGAUUCUACAGCCGCUUCCGCGACGGUGACGGUGACGGCGGCGACAACAACAACAACAACAGCUACAACAACAACAACAACUACUACUACUACUACUACUUCUACGACUUCUGCUACGAAUACGGCCGCCAAUUCUCCAGAACGGCGUCUGCCCAGAGAGCCCUCCACCAAACGCAAGGGACCAAGCGCUCGCAGUAACAUCAAAGGCAGAGGGAUCUCGCGGCUGAUCAUUCCAUCCCUUUCCUCCAACCAUUCGAGUUAUCUCACCUCCCCCAGUGACCCCCAAGCGGCUCCCCCCACGCCUAUGGAGGCGUCGACCUCCUCCUGGGGCAAAUCCCCCAGUGCCGCAAAUGCAGGUCCGGACCCGUUCCUCAGCUAUGGCGCGUUAUCAAUGCCAGCGGUAUCGUCAAGUGGAGGUUCAUAUGGCCCGCAGAGUGCCAGUUCAAUCUAUGCUAACAUCCACCAAAUGUCGUCAAAGCGGAUAUCGACGCUUGAUUAUUUGCGAAAGGCUCACGAAGGCCGAGUCUACUGGUUCAACACAGUCCACUUCUCAAAAUCAGACCUCUCCCGACUCUCAUACUUCGAACAACGGAAACUCUCCCGCCGCGCAACCAACUAUCUCCUCCUAGGCCUCUCCCUCCCCCCCAUCCUCGACGUCAACUCAACCCCAUUCGAAUACCUCCGCGCCUUGAACGCCCUUCUCCUCGAAUUCGAAACAUUCCAACAAGCCCACCCGGCCGACGGGAACACCUCCUCCUCCCUCACCCGCGCACGGAUACCCCACAUGUUCAAACGCUCCGUCCACUCAGGCACCAAGACCCGGCGCACGAGCUCAGCCACGGAAAUCGGCCUGCCCAUGCAAACAACCGACCCAUCCGACAUCAAAGCCAUGACCGGCAACAUCGCGACGUCGAUCAAUUCUACGUCCUCGGCCGCUUCCUACCCUUCCAACUCGGACUCCUCGGACCUCUUACCAGGCGAGGAAUACACGUACCUCCUCACGCCGACUCUGCCGUUCGAUCCGGACUUCUUUCAGACGUUUUCGUCGCUCUGCGACGUGCUGAUUGAUUGCUACACGCGACUUAUGGCGUUGGUUUCGGGGCCGUCUGUUUGCACUGCUGUUGUUGGGGAGAUGUUUAACAAGGCUGAUGCGAGGCUGCGGAAGGUGAUGAUUGCCGGUGUGGUGAGGGAGUUUGAGGAUGCUAGUCGCAGUAAAGUCAGAUCGGAGGCGGCAGGCGUGAGCAAGGUGGUCCUUGGAGGGCUCCUGGGUUGA